AUGGUUCAACCAGAAGAGCAGUCGUUUAUGGGGGACGGGGCCAGCAGCGCAAUGGGGCGGUCCUCAGCUAGUUCUAGUGGAAUUCUUGGCCCCUUGAAAUCGUUCGUUUCACGCUUCUACCAAGUGGUGACCCAUUUCCGUACCAAGAAGAUGUCCAUUUUCACAGUGUAUGUUAGUUUGGUGGUAAUGAUGUUUCUUCCCAGCAUCUUUUAUAUGGAUACCAACAUUUCCUUGCUGCCGCAAAACCACAUUGAUGUUGACACAGAAACCACGUUGCGUAAACUGCAAAAAUACAACGCCGAUAACCUGGCAUAUCUGGUUUUUCCUUCCGAAACACGCAACAACGAGGUGUUGUUUGAUCCACGGCUGGUGGUUGCUUCGUGGUUGAACUCGCUCAAAUUUCAUCUCAAGGAAAACAAGGGUGUUUUGGACCCAAACUUUGAGCUACCGUUUUCGUGGUCGGAAUGGGUGGACCUCAACUCCAAGUUCAAGCUCAACCAUGAGUUCAUCAACCAUUGGAAGAGCGAACACCAGGACCACAAAAAGGAUAACUUCACAGAAAUGACUUGCGACCAAUUUCGAAUGCUUUUCGCCGACUACGAAAAAUUCGUCCAGGAGACCUGUGUCGACUUGACCGACGUUGAGAAAGAGGCUCUUCCCUCGUAUCCGUUCCGGUUCAAGAUCCACGACCGUACCGGGUUCCAGUUGGAAGAGCCGGGCCGUAUUUUGUACGGAGCAUCGUUUUUGCAAACCUCGGCUCCUCCUCCGGCAAGAGUCCAUUUUUUGGGCGCAGGACUCAACAAGUCGUCCGUCAUCAUCAACACGCAGCGGAACCCAGUCACCCACGAGCCUGUAAUUCUCGACCGUUCCAAAGAUAUUUAUUCCGUGAGCGAACACCUUCUGGAAAAUGAGGCCAGGUGGCGCUCCACCACCAAGGAAAAAGUCAUCAAGGACGGAAUACGGCUCGACCACAUGGUCAACGAGAUCCAGAACUUGUACAACUAUGACGCCUCCGUUCAGCCGUGCUACGCCGAGGACGAGCUCGUGUACGACAAGUCGUAUCUGUUGAAGCUUAGCGACCAGGUCAACGUGAUGACCAAGGUGGCCGUGACCGAGAAGGACUUCUAUUAUGACCAUGAGGAGAUCAUGAACACCAUGAAGCAGAAAAUCGAGCAAAUUGUUCGCCAGGACCCCAACGUUAACAAAGACACCCUAUUGGACCACCUGUUGUUGAAACAGAUUGAAAGAGAAAUGGACGUUUUCGAGUCCUCUGGCAAUGCCCACCCGGCCUACCUCCGUGAAGCUUACAUGGUGAACACUCUGCUUGGUGCACACUUUGACUGGAGAUUCUUCAACGGUCUCGACCACCCUGUCGAGUCGCACCAGGCCGUUAUCCACCGUAUCGGCCGGGCCUGGCUGCGGUUUUGCUACCAGUCCGGCUACCGUACCUUUGUGGCAUACGGCUCCAUGCUGGGAUGGAUCAGAAACGGACUGGCCCUGCCGUGGGACGAGGACAUCGACGUGAUUGUUUCUGUGGACUCGUUGUACAAGAUCGCCAGAAACCACAACCAGACGCUUGUUGUGGACGUUUCCCAGGAAGACAAGUACGCCUCCGGUAUUGGGUCGUUCUUCCUGGACAUUGGCUCGUCGUUCUAUUCUCGUGUGCGUGGAUCCGGAGCCAAUGCCAUCGACGGCAGAAUGAUCGACACCUCUUCCGGAGUGUACGUGGACAUCACUGCCAUUGCAUGGACCCCAGACUAUUUCGACGAGCACCCGAUCGACGAGGUGAUGCGCACAUUGGUCGACCCCGACUACCGCAAAAAAGUGGACAUCGUGGAGGACAAGGAAGCAUACGAGAAGCAGAUCGACGUGCAGGCCAACGAGCUCCAGAAUGAGCACAAGAUCUUCCACUGCCGUAACAACAACGUGUUCCAAUUAGACGACCUCAACCCAAUGGUGCCGACGUUUUUCGAAGGUGUGCGUACCCAUGUGCCACACAAAUUCAAGGAACUCUUGGAUAGAAAGUACCCAAGAGCCUUGGACAGAAACUAUGAACCAGAGUUCAAUCCGCAUCUCACAUAUAAAAAAAACCUUCGUCUCUGGGUGGAGGAUGCCCAAUGCCCAGGCGACGACAACGAAGGUGCUCUUUGUCAAGAUGAAGAUGUGUUGGAAGAAUAUAUCCGCACCAAGGAUUACACAGCAAGACACCUCCAGUUGCUCGAGACUGUCUAUGAUAACGCCCUCCGCAUUGAAGAUGAGACCGUUCCUAUGAAGUACGACGACUUCAUCAUUAAGUAUGCUGACUUGCUCAACGCCAGACUAGGGUAA
Molecule: messenger RNA, 2328 nt
Organism: Ogataea philodendri
Lineage: Eukaryota; Fungi; Ascomycota; Pichiomycetes; Pichiales; Pichiaceae
Exons: 1
Coding region: 1-2328 (775 amino acids)
Source: RefSeq, a predicted model, not a curated record